Messenger RNA from Manis pentadactyla (Chinese pangolin), 5770 nucleotides. Its product is annotated as xin actin-binding repeat-containing protein 2-like. The record is from RefSeq and is a predicted model, not a curated record. NCBI's taxonomy places the organism in Eukaryota, Metazoa, Chordata, Mammalia, Pholidota, Manidae. Gene Ontology annotation, cellular component: stress fiber; focal adhesion. Gene Ontology annotation, biological process: actin cytoskeleton organization; actin filament organization. Gene Ontology annotation, molecular function: actin filament binding.
AGCAAACUACGAUACUGAGCAACCCUAUUUUUUUUCCAGAAGACUCUAUCACUGAAACUGCAUUAACAAAAAAAAGUUAAACUUUGCAGACUUUUAUUAAGGCACUGUCUAUUCAUUCACUCAUUCAUUUAUUAAUUUUCAGGAGGUGAUCCAUAGCAACCAGGUCGACAUUUCAAGAAGCAGCCAGGAAAUGGAAAGAAAUGAACAAGAAUCUUCCGAAACACACAAAAUUGAUGUUGUUGGAACAGAAACGGUCUCUCAUCUUCAAAAGCACACUGAGGAAAUAAACCAAGCUUCUCAGAUCCAUCAAUAUGUUCAAGAAACAGUCAUUGAUACACCUGAGGAUGAAGACAUUCCGAAGAUUUCGGUUAAGGUUUUAAAAGAGCAAUUUGAAAAGUUUGCUCAGGAAAAGACCCUUUAUUCUGACAAAGAGACAGCCCCAGCCAAGCAGAUUAAUAAGAUUGGAAGUGACUAUGAAGAGACUCUUAAGCCAUCAUCCAUUGUGGAUACCUCUUCGACUUCUUGUACUCCAAUCAGCCAGAGGAAGGAAACAUUGACCAGACUAACUAGUGACCACAGGGCCACUUCCUCAACACUGGUGCAAGAUAAUACCGUUCCUUCAGGAGGGACAGAAGAAUUUCCUCCUCCCCCACCCGGAAGCCUUCAAACUCCAAUAGAUGUGAUGGCAUUUUCCCAGUCCCCUGAAUUCCCCAGCCCUCCUAGAAUGCCACCAGUCUCCAAAGAAUUAUGUUCUAAACAAAGAAAUUUGUAUGAGCUAAACCAUUUAUAUAAACACAUCCAUUCGGAGUUAAGGAAGAACUUAGAAAAAGAUUAUAUCAGUCAGGUUUCUGAGAUAGUUUCUAGUCAAGUGAAUCCAAGCAGCUCAGUUUCUGCAGAUGUUCAGCAAGCCCGGUAUGUUUUUGAAAACACAAAUGUCAGUUGUCCAAAAGGCCUGAACUCAGAAAGAGAACUUUUGGAGUGGAAUGAGAUUCUGAAGGGGGAGGUACAGUCCAUGAGGUGGAGUUUUGAAAAUCAGCCUUUAGAUGCCAUCAACAAUGGCUCCCCAGAGGAAGGUAACAUCUCCAAGGGCAUUGCUGAUCAAGAAAUCAUUGCUGGUGGUGAUGUGAAAUAUACCACAUGGAUGUUUGAAACACAACCCAUAGAUAUGCUGGGGGAUCAUUCUUCUGGUACUGAAGAAAAUGCUGAGAAAAUUCUUGAGCUAGCCAGAGGAGAUGUUUGUACAGCCAGAUGGAUGUUUGAAACAAAGCCAUUAGAUUCAAUGAAUAAAAUGCAUCCAAGUCAAGAAGAACCAGGGGUAUAUUCCAUAAAGGAUAUAAUUGGCGGGGAUGUCAAGACUGUGAGAGACAUGUUUGAAACUCUACAUCUGGAUCAACUUGGACAGUUUCAUACAGUGGAUCAGGUUCACUUACUGCAGCUCAGGUCUGAGCUCCAAGAAAUUAAGGGAAAUGUUAAGCAAAGCAUAAAAUGUUUUGAAACUCAACCAUUCUGUGUUAUUAGAGAUGGUUUAGGUCAAACGCUAGAAAUUAAAACUGUUCACAGAGAAGAUGUUGAAAAGGGGGAUGUGAAAACAGCACAAGGGCUUGAAACACAGCCCUUGGACACAAUCAAUAAGGAUAUCACAGAAAUUAAAGUCAUCCAAGAAAUAUCCAUGGAAGAAAAGGUCAAAGGUGGGGUGAGCAGGGCAAAGUGGUUGUUUGAAACUCAGCCUUUGGAGAAAAUCAAAGAGUCAGAAGAGGACAUGAUUGAGAAGGAAACAAUUAUGGGUACAGAUGUCUCCAGAAAGUGUUGGAUGUUUGAAACACAGCCAUCAGACAUUCUAAAGGAAGUUCCCGACGCAGAUUCUGUAAGAUCUGAAGAGAUAAUAGGGGGCGAUGUACAAACUACCAAGCCUCUAUUUCAAACACUUCCAAUAGAAGCUUUAAAAGAUAGCCCUGAUGUAGGUAAACUUCAAAAAAUUACCACCUCUGAAGAAGAAAAGGGGGAUGUUAGGCACCAAAAGUGGAUUUUCGAAACCCAACCUCUGGAAGAGAUUAGAGAAGAUAAAAAAGAGUACAUACGAACAGUGAAACUUGAAGAGGUUGACAGAGGAGAUAUCAGAAAUUACACAAAUACCUUUGAGUCAAACAAUUUAAUUAAAUUUGAUGCAUCACAUAAGAUAGAGGUGAAAGGAGUCACAAGAGGUGCUGUAGAAUUAAAUAAAUCACUCUUUGAAACAACACCAUUACAUGCUAUUCAAGAUCACCUUGGAAAAUGUCAUCAGGUAAAGACAGUCCAGCAAGAAGAAAUCCUAAGAGGUGAAGUAAGAAGCUGCAGGUGGCUUUUUGAAACAAGGCCCAUUGACCAGUUUGAUGAAAGCAUUCAUAACUUUCAAAUAAUCAGAGGAAUAUCUGCUCAGGACAUACAGACUGGAAAUGUGAAAUCUGCUAAGUGGUUGUUUGAAACCCAACCUCUUGAUUCAAUUAAAUAUUUUAGUAAUAUGGAAGUAGAAAGUAAAAUUGAACAAGCUACAGAUAUCAUUAAAGGGAAUGUCAAAACCUGUAGCCAGCCAAUGGAGUCUCUUUAUGAAAAAGUCUCAUUAAUGACAGACAGUGAAGAAAUUCCUAAGGGAGAUAUCAAAGCCUGUACUUGGCUCUUUGAAACUCGGCCCCUUGAUACCAUAAAAGAUGACUCUGAAGAAACAGUCAAAUCACAAGCUGUAAAACAGGAGGAGAUCAAUGGUGUAGAUGUUUGUUCAGCGUGUUUUCUUUUUGAGACAGAAAAUCUGGACAGCAUACAAGGAGAAGAAGGAAAGGAAAUCAAGGCUGUGGAAGUAGAUAUCCAAGCUGGGGAUGUCUCCAGCAUGCGGCAUAAAUUUGAAAAUCAGUCCUUAGACUCUAUCAGGUCCUCAGAGGAAGUUUUGAGAAAGAUCACAUCUCCUGCAACACUUUGUCGCCAAAUUAAGAUAGAAACUCGUCGUAGGGACUCUCCACCUAUAAUUACAAUACCGGUAAGUGUAAAUCAUGUUGAUAGUAGUUCCUUCAGAGAAUCCAUGGAAGCGCAAGAGGAAGUUAGGAAAGUAGGGAAAAGGGCGACUUACAUCCACAAAGACAGAAUAAGUUCCUCUGGGUGUAUAGGGCCAGAUACUGAAUGUUUUGACGCAGUUGAAAUCAUCCACAAAGUUGAAGGGCCCCUCAGGUCAGAGCACACACAGAGAUAGGAAGCAGCCAACCAAACUGUUCAAAUGGCUGAAAAUUUCAUGAAUGACUGUGAAAAUGAAAUAAACAGAUUCAGGGAAUUUGAGGAUGGCCCAGUUUUGGAAGCAAAGUCAAAGAGAAGAGUUUAUGUAAAUGGAGAAGCAAACCAUAAUAUAACACUAGAAAGUCAUACAUUUUGUAAGGAGGAAUUUGGAUUAACAUCUUCAGAGAACUCUAGUUUUACAGGCUUUUCAGGCAAUCAUCCUAGGGAACUGCAAGAAAAAAUUCCUGUUAAGCAGCCUAGCAUAUGCUCUGAAACAAGGUCCCUAAGUGAGCAUUUCUCAGGUGUGGAUGCAUUUGAGAGUCAAGUUGUGGGGUUGAAGAUGACAGUUUCUUCACCACAUAACUCAGAAGCUGGCAAAUCUGGCUUUGACUUCAAGCAUGCCCCACCAACCUAUGAAGACGCCAUCGCUGGCCACAUUUUAGAUGUUUCUGAUUCACCUAAAGAACUCAGGAGGAAUUUUCAAGAGACGUGGCAGGAGAGUCAAAGAGUCUUUAAAAAACUGGGAUAUGCAACCUCAGAUUCUUCUGCAACAGAGAUGAGAACUGCCUUCCAAGAAGAAUCUGCAUUUAUAAGUGACAAGGAAAUAUGUAUACUUUGUCAAAAGACAGUUUAUCCAGAGGAGUGCCUCAUAGCCGACAUGCAGAUUUUCCAUGAGUCCUGCUUCAGAUGCCACAACUGUGACAGUAAACUGAGUUUGGGAUAUUAUGCAUCACUUCAUGGACAAAUAUAUUGUAAACCACACUUUGAGCAACUUUUCAAAUCUAAAGGAAAUUAUGAUGAAGGUUUUGGACACAAACAGCAUAAAGACCGAUGGAAUUGCAAAAUUCAGAGCAGCUCAGUGGACUGUAUUCCUAAUGAAGCACCAAAUAUGUGUAAAAACAGUAUAGAAAACACCCCCACACUUAGGGAUCUUAACAAACAUUUAGAUGCUGAGAACAGCAAAGGGCAAAGGGAUGAGCUGAGAAAAGUCAGGGAGAGGAGAAAACUAAAAAUCAUUUGGCCCCCAUCUAGGAAGCUGCCUGAGAAAACCUUUCCCCUUGAGGAAGAACUCAAAAUGAGCAAACCGAAAUGGCCACCUGAAAUGACAGCCCCUGCAUCUGCUGAAUUUAAAGAUGAACUAAGAGAACACAAUAACACUCUGGAAAAUAAAGGACAAGAGCAAGAUACUUCUCUCCUUGAGACAUAUCUGCAGCACAUCCAUAUGUGUCAGAAAGAUGUUACAGGAAUCCAAGAAAUGGGUUAUAAAGCAAAGUAAGAUGAGAAGGAAGGGAGUAAGAAUGUGCCAGAUAAUCUGAAUGAGGCUGAAGAAAUAAAGAGUAAGAGGAAAAGUGAAAUGGAUGUUAGCAAGAAUAAUAUUGGGGUUGUUCAGAUAGCUGAGGAGAAAAAUGAACCAGGUAAUGAGCUUGAUGAUGCAGAAGUUAUACAGGUUACUGACACUGAUGAUGAGGUGGUACCAGAAAAUCAUAAAGAGAAUUUGAAUAAGAAGAAUAAUAAUUAUGUAGCAGUCUCGGAUCUGAAUAAUGGCAGGCAGAAGACAUCUAUUUUAGAAUUUCCUAAUCUAUUACCACUGUCAAGUGAAGCAAACUGUGUUGCAAGUGACUAUGUGAUUGAAAACUUAGAAAGUGUACCCAGGAUCUCUGAAGAGACGUACUCGAGGAAUGUACCAGCUAUGGCUUGCAAGAAGCAGGCUGGCAGAGCUACUGCUGGCAGUCCUGUGCAGUCUGCCCCCAAGUCAGUCCUCAGUAGCAGCUUAAGAGGAAAGAGGAACAGCUCAAUGGCCUCUCCUCCUAACACAAAUACCUUAAACAUCAAAGAAAACCACUCAAAUAACAAGAAUCUAUGCUUCUUCUUUUCUAACACUGUGAAAAUUGCUGCUUUUUCCAAGAAGAAUGAGGAUCCUGAUUUAAUAGAGUCUGUAGAUCCAAUUAAAAACAUGCCAUGUUUGUAUUUAAGAGAACUUGGGAAGAACAUCAAACAUUGGCAUGGUGAAGCAGGAGCAGCAGGAAACACAAGCUUUGAUGCUCUGAGCAGUGAAUGUGCAACUAAGCCUUCAUUUCCCAGAGUGGAGGACCAGUUUGAACAACUCACUGUGGAAGAGCAAAUUAAAAGGAAUAGGUGCUACAGUGAAACAGAGUAAAACAUCUCUGGCCACUUGCAGUGGACUUCAGGCUUGGAAACACGCAGGCAUGGACUUUAGGGAUUUUGAUGACGUUUAGUAGAACUUGUAAGCUUAAUGUUCAGAAAUCUCAUGUCUAUCACAAUGGGAUAUUCCUUGUGUUACACCGUAUGUUUUUCCCAAUUGGUUUGAAUCUACUUUUAAUCCGAAUGGAAUGAAAAAAAAUGAAACAAUAUGGCUAUGUUUUCUGUCAAGUGGCACUUACAUGUAUCGCUCUCUUUUUCAACAUGCCAGAGAACAUCACCAGGGAGAUUCUAUUCUGCUAAUGUUUAUCAUAAUUCUUAUACCUUCUCUAUAAUUUCUGCUGAAAUAAAAUUCAAUCACCUGGGAUACCAA